Molecule: messenger RNA, 960 nt
Organism: Galeopterus variegatus (Sunda flying lemur)
Lineage: Eukaryota; Metazoa; Chordata; Mammalia; Dermoptera; Cynocephalidae
Product: potassium/sodium hyperpolarization-activated cyclic nucleotide-gated channel 4-like
Source: RefSeq, a predicted model, not a curated record
AUGACUACCUGUAUGAAGAUCAGCGGAAGGGUGAAACAAGAGCUCCGGGGUUACUGGAGUCUCACACAUUGUCAAUACUUUGGAAGAAAUAAUAUAUUGCAGAUUGUAAGGAGCACGGGAGACGGAGCGGUUGUCGCGGGGGAGCCGGCGAGGGGAAGGGCGUCCACUAGGGCGCGCUGCGAGACCGGGAAUCCCCGCCACGCCGCCUGCCGCCGCGCGCACGCCUCGGCCCCGGCCCCCGCGAAAUCACAUUUACAGUUAGGGCUGUUGUUGGGUUUUGCCCCCUCUCCUGUGACAUUUUCUCCAAAUCGGAAGAAAAUGAAGUGUAAGUCGAGCUUUGCCGCAGGCGGCCCUCGGUCUCCGCUUUCAAAUUCGGGGUCCGGGAGUGGGAUGCGCUGCCCCCCAUGCCCCCGCCCCCGCGAUGCCGUACCCCGGGGGACAGGGCGGGUCCCCCAGGCGAGCUCUCCGGGCCUGGCCGUCCCUCCGAGGGAGGCCGAGGGACGAGCGAGGCCGACGUCCGGCUCCGCGCUGGCCGCGGGUGCGCUCCGAUGGCGGCGGGUCGCGGGCCUCGCCACGGGUUUCAAGUGCGUGACCGAGCUGGGCACCGCGGCCCCGGGAGCGAGUUCUCCCCGGCCGGCCACCUCACCGGGAGUUCCGAGCGCUCGCGGCCCUGGGGACCCCUCGGCCCGGCCCACCCGGCCGCGUUUGGCCUCCCGCCUGGGGCCCGAACUCCUCCUCCUGUCCCCGUCCGCGGUCCGCGGCCCACAACCGGGGGUCUCCCCCGAGCCCGUCGCGGAGGCUCCGCCUGGAAAAGGAGAGCGACUUCCUCUCCACGCCGCUCCGAGUGGACUGUGGGACCGGCGGGAAGCGGCUCGAGCGCCCCGUCUGCGCCGUCGGGAGGAGAAGCAGCCCCCACCCGAGCCCUGCCGCCCCCUCCCCACACAGCCCCGCGCAGAUUAA